AUGGGCGUGGCCGCCGCCGACCCCCAGGACGGAGCUGGGAGGGGCGCCCACCGUCCGAGGCGAGGGGCCGCGGAACCCCUGGGAAGGGGGGAUGCGCGGAUGCAACUGCCAGCGGCGCUGGGCGCGGGGGCCGCGGCCGCGGUGGCGGCGCUGGUGGCCGCUCUGCUCCUGCUGCGAUGCCAGGACGCGGGGCCGGGGGCCGGCUCCAGCAUGGCUGGGGCAGAGGCGCUGCCCAAGCUUCGGGAAGACUUCCGGAUGCAGAAUAAAUCCGUCUUUAUUCUGGGCGCCAGCGGGGAGACGGGCAAAGCGCUCCUAAGGGAAUUGCUGGAGCAGCGCCUGUUUUCCAGAGUCACGCUCAUUGGCCGGAGGAAGCUGACCUUUGAGGAGGAAGCUUAUGCAGAUGUGAAUCAAGAGGUGGUGGACUUUGAAAAGCUGGACGACUAUGCUUCUGCCUUCCAAGGUCAUGAUGUUGGAUUCUGUUGCCUGGGUACCACCAGAAAAAAAGCUGGGGCGGAAGGAUUUGUUCAUGUCGAUCGAGAUUAUGUCCUGAAAUCUGCAGAACUGGCAAAAGCUGGAGGGUGCAAACAUUUCAACCUGCUGUCCUCCAAAGGAGCUGACAAGUCGAGCAGUUUUUUGUAUCUGCAAGUUAAGGGAGAAGUGGAAGAUAAGGUGGAAGAAUUAAAAUUUGAUCGUUACUCCAUAUUUAGGCCUGGAUUUCUGUUAUGUGAUAGGCAAGAAUCUCGCCCAGGUGAAUGGGUGAUUAGGAAAUUCUUUGGCUCCUUACCAGAAUCUUGGGCCAGUGGGCAUUCUGUACCAGUGGUGACUGUGGUUAGAGCGAUGCUGAACAACUUAGUGAGACCAAGUGACAAGAAGAAGGAGCUGCUGGACAACAAGGCCAUCCACGAUCUGGGGAAAGCCGACGGCCCUCUGAAGCCAUGA
Molecule: messenger RNA, 939 nt
Organism: Pipistrellus nathusii (Nathusius's pipistrelle)
Lineage: Eukaryota; Metazoa; Chordata; Mammalia; Chiroptera; Vespertilionidae
Source: the annotation of a GenBank genome assembly